CGUUGGAGAAAGAAUCAUCAGUACUCCUCGAUCGACAUAAUCUUGUUUCUUUUUCUUACUAGUUCUUACAAACCUGUGGAGACGGGGAUGAAUGCUGCCAUGACCGGUGAUUAUAGAGAAAACGGUUCUGUUGGCGCUGCUGGAGAGGAGAAACAGAAACUCGAAGCGUUAACAGAGAGCUCAGGCUUGGAAAGCACGACGAAGAACAAGGAAAACGGCGAUCUGAAGUUGGAAUCAUUAACGUCGACAACUCCGUUCGAAGCCAAACCGAAGCCGAUCAAAUCCCUGCCACUAUUGGAUUCUCUUUAUCCCAAUGGACAGCCAAGAUUCAAGCUGAUAAGGGAGUGGAGCAACGGACGGUUGAGAAUCUUCUCGGUGCCGGUCCCUAUGGUGGAGGGGCAGCGGCCAGAGUGGAGGCGUGUUUUACAGUGCCGCAGAGAAGAGUCAGAAGACGGUAAGAUAAAGAUAUCGUGGAUAGGAGGACAAGUGAUGAACGAAAGCAUGUACCGUCCUAUGAUCCCGACGGACCAGAGACAGUAGAGUUGAUGAUUUCCGGUUUUUUCAUUUUGAUUGAUCGGAGUAUGAUCGGAAAAGUUUUCUGAUUUUCUUCUUCUUAAGUUAGGCGAUGGGAUUAAAGAUUUUACAAAAUACAGAACUGCUAGAUUU
This is a messenger RNA of Rubroshorea leprosula, 666 nucleotides long. The record is from the annotation of a GenBank genome assembly. NCBI's taxonomy places the organism in Eukaryota, Viridiplantae, Streptophyta, Magnoliopsida, Malvales, Dipterocarpaceae.